UUCGCCAGCUGAGGCAGCCCGUGCCAGGCCAAGGACGCAGAGAUUUCCCUCCUACUCCAUGGAGGUUGCCAAUCGCAGUCCACACACCCCUUCUCUUCCUUUGUCCACUCUCUCCACUCUCUUCGUCCACUCUUCGUCCUCGAAUCGCACGUCGACACACCUCGACGACGUCCUCCCCCUCUCCACUCUUCCAUUGCCCGACGCUCAUGCUGUUGGAUACCGUCACGUCCACGUCAGCGCCCAUCGUGAAACGGCAUUGUUCUAUCUGGUUCCUCGCAGGUGAACAGCUACCAAUCUGCUUCGCCCUGAAUCGCUCCGUGCCAUUCCAUCGAGGAUCCUCCCUGCUGGCCUGUCGUGAACGGGCUUGCGUGUGCGUGUACCACUACUACGUACGCAACUUACACUUCUGCAACCCCUCCUCAGUGCUGCUGGUGCUGACGGCAGUGCACAAUGCCGGGGUGGAGGGGGGCGAAUCAAGACGAGUUUUAGCCUGCAGCCUGUCAAUGCAGGUUGAUCGCGAUACACAUCCAUCAAGCCUCUGUUUACAUUUGCGAGCCAGGGGCGGCUGGGCUGCAUGCUGCAUCUCGUCAGAGAGCAUGGCGCUGGAAUCUCUUGGAAGCGAGGUGAACCAGCGGACGCCGGCUGCCAACCUCCAAGAUUCAAUGCCAGAACCAGGAACAUCACAGACACCAUCCACUCAGGCCCUACGGAGUAUCGGCCUCAACUCUCAUCAUGCAGGUCGGGAAGAAUCAGAUUGUCGCCACAGCCUUCAAUCACCGGCUAGUAAAUAAAGUCAGUCUCAGAGUCCCGGGUCCAGGCCUCUGCCGUCAAACCCUAAACCGCCUGGGAUGGACGGAUGGUGCUCAACAACCGCCCCAACGGCGCUUGACAUCUUACUUUCCACAUCCUUUUUCGCCUCCCUCUCCGAUCGUAACCAAUUGCGGUAACCACUUGGUGCAUUUCCC
Ilyonectria robusta is the source of this 965-nucleotide messenger RNA. RefSeq lists its product as uncharacterized. Lineage: Eukaryota; Fungi; Ascomycota; Sordariomycetes; Hypocreales; Nectriaceae. The record is from RefSeq and is a predicted model, not a curated record. The transcript is spliced from 2 exons. Bases 207 to 791 code for a protein of 194 amino acids.